This is a messenger RNA of Racocetra persica, 133 nucleotides long. Lineage: Eukaryota; Fungi; Glomeromycota; Glomeromycetes; Diversisporales; Gigasporaceae. The record is from the annotation of a GenBank genome assembly.
ACUUAUAGAUCAUGAGUCGUUCCUGGUAUCAUCAUUAUUAGAGCGUUGUUAUUCGAAUCGUUCUUGGAUCAUCGUUACUGGAAUCGCGGUAUUGAAAUCAUCGUUACAGGCGUCAUUCUUAGAUCGUAGUUAG